AUGGCGUUUCAUUUUGUUGUCACGGUAACAGUCUUAGCUUGCUUGGUAAUGGUCAAAGAUGGCGACUUUUUAGAACGUGGAGGUGAUGAAACGAUUAUGCACGAAGUGGGACCUUACGUCGGUGGCGGUGAGUUUAAUCGUGGGAUUGGUGAAAGUCUCUCCGGCGGUAUCUUAGGGGGUGGAAUGAUGGACUCGGGGUUCGGUAUGAGCCACAAGUAUGCAGGUAGCCCAAGAAUCGGGGGAGGUAUUGGUGGAAUACAGCGAGGCAUCAGUGGUGGCAUUCUUGGCAGCGGACGUGGACAGUUUGGAAAAUUUAGAGGAGGGCGGGUAUCAGCAGGUCUUGCUGGGUUUGCUAGAAGACCUCGCCGAGUUGUCGGUAUGGGCGGGAUCCUGGGAGCCAGGAGGAGAUCAUGGAAAAUGUAUUAAGACGAAUAUCGCACUGCGCACUAUAAAUGGCACUUAAUUAAACGGACGUAGACAAGGGAGUUAUACACACUUUAUAUCUGUAUCAUAAUUUAUUGAUUAAUUGUUGCGAAAAUGUUAAAUAGAUAAUAUGCAAAUAG
Mercenaria mercenaria is the source of this 563-nucleotide messenger RNA. Its product is annotated as acanthoscurrin-2-like. The record is from RefSeq and is a predicted model, not a curated record. The transcript has 4 exons. NCBI's taxonomy places the organism in Eukaryota, Metazoa, Mollusca, Bivalvia, Venerida, Veneridae. The coding region runs from base 1 to 426 and encodes 141 amino acids.